This is a messenger RNA of Xyrichtys novacula (pearly razorfish), 8170 nucleotides long. The record is from the annotation of a GenBank genome assembly. NCBI's taxonomy places the organism in Eukaryota, Metazoa, Chordata, Actinopteri, Labriformes, Labridae.
UCAAAAUUCUGAGAUUAAAGUUGGAAUUCUGAGCAAAAGAGCUUGUUCUUCCACACUGUUUAUGAUCACCAGAUCUGCUCCUCUGUCUCUGAAGUCUUUCCUGCUCAUUUCCCAAGAUGCAGACUUUGUGGAGAAAAAGUAACAGGAGCAACCAAACAUCCUCCAUUCUGAAGUUUUCUCUGUAAAUCACCAACAAAAGACAUGCCUGCACGAAAAUGUCCCUGUGCCAGCUGAUUCUGUCGACACCUCCACCUACCGCGCCACCACGCCCAGCUUGGUGGACCUUGGUGCGCCUCAGUCUACGAAAAUACCAAACUGGCAGUGCGCCGGGCUCUGGCAGAUGAAAAUACCACUGUGCGGGGUGCGCCACCGUCUGCCGCACCGCCAGCGGGCACGAAAAUAGAGCCCACAGUCUUCCGUGCUGAACUCAAGCUUAGUUAAGACAGCGUGUGUCUAGCCUAGCGUGUGUGUUUAGCAUGUGUCUAGUGCGUGUUGUCAGUCAUAUGAUGCUACAGUAUUUCAUUUAUUUAUUUGAUUUAAAUUCACGUGUGAGUACCUACAUGUUUGGUUAAAAAAAUAUGUUGAGCAGUCUGCUCAGCAGAGCAUCUUCCACAUGUGGAAUAGACGUAGUCUAUAAGGUAACAAUACGAUAACAAUAAAAUAACUGCGUUUGAUUUGACUCAAUUAAAAAUUUGGUUUUAUCUGUUCUAUACUUAACUAGGUAAUUAUACUAUUUUAACUGGGUUACACAGAAUUACAUUACUAAAAAGAGAUUAAAAUCAUUGACUAAUACUAGACUAAAACGUCAUCAGUUUUUGUCGACUAAAACUAGACUAAACAUGACACGUAAUUCAUUGCCUUCUUUCAUAUUACAUCUUCAGUGACAGGACAAAAGCUUUGACCAAAUCAUUUUUUUAAUCAGACAGAGGCCCUAAAUUUGGCAGGAGUCGAAGUCCAUUCAGGGUUAUAAUCCUGAGUUAGAAGAGAAGUUGUACUUCAAUCUUUGAGAAGAGGUUAUUCUGUGCUGAGCUCUGAGGUUUGGUACAAUCUGUCUUCAGUGGAAAUCACCUGAUAGAGCUGAGGCGCAGGCAUAUUUUAAAACUGCAAGGAGGUUUUGCCAACCACAAGUCUUCAUGUGACAGAUGUAAUGCGUGCAAAGUCUAACCAAAUUAGAGAACAGCACCAUGGGAAAAUAAGUGUUGGUAUUUUUGCAUUGUUUUGUUUCAGUAUCUAGACGCACACAAAAACCACAUGCACAUUUCCGCUAAAGACAUUGCAGGUACAUGAGAGGGUGGUGGGAAUUCAUUUUAGGUGUAAUCUCAUACCUAGAGUCUUACGUCUUCUAUUGUUAUAACAUUAUUGAGAGUAGUUCUUUAAACAUUUAAACUUUGAUGCGGACAACAAGAUGAGAGAAAAUCAGAUAGAGACAGUUAACAGACCUCAGGAACUUUCCAUGAGCACAAAGCCUGGAGAAAAAUCUGUAUCAUCAUCCAUGACCAACUGGAUCUUCUUGGGCUAACAUGAUACAACUUGAACAUGCACACAUAUCUCUGACAAAUGAGGAAAGGUAAAAUUUCCAUUUCUAGAAACCUUAGGGACCUCUCCAGAAUCACACCAAAAAAAUAGAGUUUAGAGGGGAAACCUUUUUAGAUUCUGAAUUUUGUGAAGUAUUUCUGCCUGUUGAUUAGAAAAUAAUGAUCUGUUGUAAAAGGACCUUUUUACUAUUAGUACUCUCAAUACACUUAUAAGUCCUUAGUGGUUUUGUUUUGGUUUCAAAAGAGAAAGUAAAAUGUCUCAAUCAUGCAAAUACUGGAGGCUGGUUUGAUGAGGUCAAAACAUUUGCACUCUGUUCUCCUUUCAUUUCUGGGUGUAAACUUGAAACCUCCUCUCUCAGUCAUUAGAAUAGAGAGUUUCAUCGGCUGUGCAGGCUAAGUCUUUUCAGGGCAGGCAAAAAAACAAACUUGGAGCUGUUUUUCAACAGAAUAUCUGACAUUUUUACCAGCAUGCCUCAUUUCACUCACGAUUUUCCUCAAAGGCUCGUCGCAGUUUUCACUCAUGCUGUGAGUGUAGUCCUGUUGAUCGGCGUCUUCUUCAUAUUACAAUACAUUUUUGACAUGGAUUUUGUGUGCUCGUGCAAAGAGGGUGAAUAUCUGAAUGGUCUACUGUACAUCUUUCUCCCUCCUGUUAUUCUUGCAUGGUCGGUCAACAUCACUGAGCCCAUCCACCAGAGGAGGAUUUUUUCACACUGGUGUUUUCAGCAUGGAAACGUUUUCCUCAGCAGUCUUCUAAAGUUCCCGAUAGACUAUGUAAUUCUGGGAGUCAUAUGGAUCACCGCUGUUCUCUUUGAUGGAGACUGGUACUUGUGAAUAAGUACAAACCUGGACCCUUCCCAAACUGGAAUUCCUUGCAGUUCAAACCUGACUUACAUGGAGAGCCGCAUCAAAGCUGACAUGAAGAUUAAAUUGAUCGUAAGUAACACAACUUAGCUAUUAACCAUUAACCGUAUAUGGAAAAGAUAUUGUAGAAUUUUACUAAAUAAUUAAAUCUCCUGUCUAUAAUUUUUUUUUUACCAUAGUUGAUAAAAAUCCAAACAAUUUUGGUAAUUUAAUGCUCAGGAAUGUUAUUCCAGGAUCACAGUGGCUUGUGUCACAUGUCACUAGUUGGGGGAAAUAUCUUUAAGUGUUUUCAUUAUGAUAAUGCAGCUUUUUUUUUUAAAUGAGCGUCUAUUUUUCAUACGUCAGUAAAACCCAUGAAUGAAUGACAGACAAACAGACAGACGAUAAGACAGAUGGACUUAACUGAUUGAAAAUCAAAAUGCCAUUUUGCCUGUGCAGUCCCACUCUGCUGCUUUUUAAAUAAUGGUUGAAAACAUACAUAGGUAUGAAAUGAAAAACAGUUGAAUUUGGCUGAUUAAAGCGUGGACAGCUGAGCUUUUGUUCACGUUUCAAAUCUGCUCCUUGAUAAGCACAAAAGUUGUGUUUGUCCUUUAUUUUCUGUUAAAGUUGAAGAACUGAAAGAAACUUUGACUGGUUUGACUAAAACUUUAAAUUUCUUGACCUUUUGUAAUUCCUGAAGUUUUGAGUGACCAUCUUAAACUUUUGUGUUUUUCUUUCCAGAACUACGGCCUCUAUGUCAUCUGAUCCUGUAGUUCAACUUUUUUGAAACAUGUUGCUGGAAUCAAAUUUAAACUGAGUGUAUAUUUUUGAACAAAAAAAUUAACUUUUUAAUUUAAAAUUUGAUUUGUUGUCUUUGUACUGUUUCCAUCUAAAUCUAGGGUUUCAAUCAUUUAAAAACCAUAAAAAUCUGCCAUCAACAUUUUACAAAGUCAGGAUGUUUUUAUGCUGUUAAGAGAAAAUUGAUCAAUGGUUUUAGUCCAACAUGUAAACAUGUUAGUCUGAACUAAAUCCAACUUUUCAAAGUUCGACUAACAUUUAAGAAAUACCCAGAUAAUGAAAGGAAACCAAGUAGUAAAAAGAAACUUUGACAGAAGAAAGAAAGGAAAUCAAAAAAUGCAAAGCUGUCUCAUGUCAAAGUCACAGGAUAUCUUACUGUUCAAAGAACAACCCGUAAGCCUCACCAACACGAUUGUUUGGUGCAUGAUUUUGUAGGUCAAGUAGUUAUGAGCAGAAAAGGGGCAUGACGCCACCUACUGUUAAGUUGGUGGAUGUGCUUCUGUUUAUAAUUCACUUUUUGCCCAGUGUUUUUUAAGCCAGGAAAGCAUAGUCCAGUCCUUCAUGUCAGACGACAUGUAGGUUUAAAUAUAACCUGAGUUUGUCGAUGCUCUCACCUUUAUCUUGACCCACACUUGUAACUGUGUGAUGGCUUUAUAUUAUCAUGUCUGCAGGAUCCAGUUUUUCCAGCUUUACUUGAGCCAGCUGUUCCAGUAAGUAGUUGAAGAGACAGUAAAUAAGGGAAACAAACAAAAUUGAAAUAGAAAGUAGAAGAGGAAACAGGAGCUGCCAGUGAUCUAGCUGUAGCCUCUCUUACUUUUUGAAAAGAUAUUAAUUUAUUUCUUUAAAGACUCUAUGUGAAUCCAAAAACAAUGUAAUGGCAUGUGCCUCUGUGAUGAAUUAAAUUUUUUUUAAAUUUUAUUUUACUUUCUAACUGUUCUGUUAACUGUUUUUUGUUAAACCCAUCUUUCACAUACAUUUUGCCAAAAUUGCUUCAAAAUAAAAGCAUGUUCUUGAAUGAAUCAUAGAAAAUUACCAAAAUAAAAGCAUGAAAAACAAUCAUUAUAAGGUGAUUCUUAAAAAAAAGAAAUGUGUGCUAUUACACUUUCAGACCCAAAUAGCAGAUAUACACAGCAGCAUAAUACAUCACAUAGCAAAUGUAGAGAGGCAAAAGUGUUGGUGAAAGCCUGGGGUGUCUGGUGUCAUUUGACACCGGAGAACAUUUGAAAACGUUUGAGAAAAUGAGAGAGCCCCUGAGAUCACAGGUCCCACCCUGACACAACGCUGAAUGCUUGAUUUUGAUGUUGCUUAUCACACAGAGAAGAGAACAGCAGAAGAGAACACAGAGAAGAGAACAGCAGUCCACAUGAUACAUUCACUGAAGAUGGAGGGUCAAGCAGCACUGAUAGGAAGACGAUAAAAUGACUUAACAUCAGGUUUUCUCCUUUUUUAGUUGAAGCAGCCAAUGAGGUAUGUGUGGAAUGUGUUUAUUGAGUUAAGUUUUUACUAGCAAGACUUUAUGUGGCAGAUUUCUGUUCUGUUUAUGUAAUUUUAAGUUAUGUUGUGAAGUUUAUCUUAUACAUGUUAUGUUUCAUGAGAUUCAUUUGUUGCUGAAGAGUGUUAUUUUUGGAUUGGAGCUUUACCAAACUAAGAUUAUGUUUUUUAAAUUGUUUUUAGUUCUCACGGCAUGCUCAAAGCUAAGGAGCGGGAAUAAAUGCCCGUGACAGAAGAACGCCUUGUGUCUGUUUUCGACUGGAAGGGAGUCACACUUACCAACUUUCAAGAAAAGCCAAAGCUAAAACCUCCAUACUAUGGAUACUGUUCUUUUCCUCUGUACAGGGUGAUCUAUAGCCUCACUGGAGCUUUUAUCCUUCUUCCUGUUAUCCAUCAGUACAUGACUGCAAUGAGCACAAUUGUUAAUUCUUUAUGCAGCUUCAUCAAAUCAUCUCCAAAUUUACAAUAUAUCCUAACAAUUCUUAAGUCACCAAACUAUGUAAUAAACUAAAUAACUACGGUGGACAAAAACUUCAACACAUUAUUUUGUUUUAAAAUUAUUAUUAUAAGUGCUUUAAAGCUUCAAGAAUUAGAUCUACGUGAAUUAAGAAGAACAAAUCUUUGAAAAUGAGAAUAAAUAAUAAAAGCAUGUCCUUAUAACGCAGGAAUGAAUCAACUGAAAUACACAUAGAAAAUUACCAAAAUAAAAGCAUGAAAAACAAUCACUAUAAGGUGAUUCUUUUAAAAAACAAAAAAUUUGACACAGGGCUAGUCCUUUGUAAUGUCCUUUAUGGUUUUGUUUUGGUUUCAAAAGAGAAAGUAUAAUGUUUCGAUCAUGCAAAUGAUGGAGGCUGGUUUGAUAUGGUCAAAACAUUGGCACUCUGUUCACCUUUCAUUUCUGGAUAUAAACUUGAAACCUCCUCUCUCAGUCAUUAGAAUAGAGAGUUUCAUCGGCUGUGCAGGCAAAAAAACAAACAAACUUGGAGCUGUUUUUCAACAGAAUUUCUGACAUUUUUACCAACAUGCCUCGUUUAAAAAAGGGUUUUCCUCAAAGGCUCAUCACAGUUUUCACUCAUGCUGUGAGUUCAGUCCUGUUGAUCGGCGUCUACUUCAUGGUGCAAUAUCUAUUUGACAAGGAUUUUGUGUGCUCGUGCAAAAAGGGUGAAUAUCUGAAUGGUCUACUGUACAUCUUUCUCCCUCCUGUCAUUCUCGCAUGGUUGGUCAACAUCACUAAGCCCAUCCACCGGAGGAGAAUUUUUUCACUUUGGUGUUUUCAGCGUGGAAACGUUUUCCUCAGCAGUAUUCUAAACUUCCCAAUAGACUAUGUCAGUCUGGGAGUCAUAUGGAUCACUGCUGUUUUCUUUGAUGGAGACUGGUACUUGUGCAUAAGAACAAACCUGGACCCUUCCCAAACUGGAAUUCCUUGCAGGUCAAACCUGACUGACAAGGAGAGCCGCAUCAAAGAUGAUAUUAAGGCUACAUCGCUCGUAAGUAACAUGACUUAGCUUUUUACCAUAUUAUCAAGAUUGCUGGGACAUGAAAUUGAUUUGAGAGAUAAAAACAUCCAGGUGUCUCUGCCCAUAUGGAAAAGAUUUUGUAGGAUUUAACUCAAUUAUUGAAUCACCUAUCUAUCUAUCUACUCAACUCAACUCAACUCAACUUUAUUUGUAAAGAACUUUAAAACAACCACAGCUGAACAAAGUGCUGCACAUAAUAGACAAAACAACUAGACAUAAAAAACAAUCAAAAAACAAUUAAAACAAUGGAUAAAAUAAAAGCAGAAUUAAAAAGUAAAAUAAAGUUUCAAUGUUUUUAAAAACUAAUUUAAAAACAUAGAAACAAAUAACUAAAAACAAACCAUAAAACACUAAAACAGGAGCCGAGUCUCAUGCAGGGUAAAAAGCCAAUGAAUAAAAAUGGGUUAUAAGACGAGUUUUAAAAAUGGACAGUGUGGGGGCUUGUCUUAUUUGGAGGGGUAGCUCGUUCCAUAAUUUUGGGGCUGCAACAGUAAAGAUCUAUCCCCUCUGAGCUUCAGUUUGGACCUCGGUACCUCCAGGAGCAGCUGAUCAGCUGACCUGAGGCACCGAGCAGGGGUGUAGGGGUGGAGAAGCUCAGAGAGGUAUGAUGGAGCCAGACCAUUUAAAGAUUUAAAAACAAAUAAAAGAAUCUUAAAAUGAACUCUAAAAUGCACGGGUAACCUGUGGAGGGAGGCCAGGAUGGGAGUAAUGUGCUCCCUCUUACGUACUCCAUCUAUCACAAAAUUUUUACCGUAGUUGAUAAAAAUCCAAACAUUUUUGGUAAUUUAACGCUCAGGAACGUUAUUCCAGGAUCAUAGUGGCUCUCAUGUCACUGGUUGGGAGAAAUGUCUCUAAGUGUUUUCAUUAUGAUCAUGCAGCUUUUUUAGUCCGGCCUUGUUGUCCUUGUCCUAUUGUGGUGGUCUUUGCAAAUAAUGUUCUCCACAUGUUUGAGUUGUGUCUUUAUACAAAAAUAAUCUAAUCCGUUCAGAAAUUAUUAAAUGUUUGAUUAUGAAUUAUUAUCUGUUUCUACGGCUGCUUGGCUGACACCUACCCACUUGCUCUGACCUAAGGCAAUGUCAGCUGAAAGAAAUGUUCUUGUAUAUUUUUAUAUAUCAUAAAAAGAUACUAAUAUGAGUUUUAGUUUGUUGCACACACAUUAAAAAACUGCUCAUAGGAGCUUUAAAAUGAGCGUCUAUUUUUCAUAAGUCAGUAAAACUCAUGAAUGAAUGACAGACAAACAGACAGACGAUAGGACAGAUGGACUUAACUGACUGAAAAUAAUAAAUGCCAGAUAAAAAUGCCAUUACUUUCAUUUUGGCUGUGCAGUCCCACUCUGCUUUUUUUUAAAUAAUGGUUGAAAACAUACAUAGGUAAGAACUGAAAAACAAUUGAGUUUGGCUGAUUGAAGUGUGGACAGCUGAGCUUUUGUUCACAUUUCAAAUUUGCUCCUUAAUUAGCACAAAAGUAGUGUUUGUCCUUUAUUUUCUUUCAAAGUUAAAGAACUGAAAGAAACUUUGACUAGUUUGACUAAAACUUCAAAUUUCUUGACCUUUUGUGAUUCUUGAAGUUUUGAGCGACCAUCUUAAACUUUUGUGUCUUUCUUUCCAGAACAUAGGCCUCGGCAUCAUGUGUUCCUUAAUAAGUCUCUGGUUCAUUUACGAACAAAUUCGCAAUUGUUACGUAAGGAGCAAGAUUUGCAAUGGACGUUGCUGUUCCAACCUGUCACCUCUUCCCUACUACAGAGGGGUUUAUGAAGACCUUUUGGAUGAGAAGGUGAGCAGCCAUUUGAAAACUAAGCUGUCAGAAAUUGCAGAAAAAAGAGCAGAAGCCAUCUGUGAGCCUUUCCUUGAGAAGAUCGAGGCCCAAGAGCUGCAGAUGGACAACAGUGAGGAUGAAAACCGCAGCGACAUAAAAGCUUUGGGUGCCUGGUGGAAUAUUUCUGAAUUUGAUUUUCAUUUGGAGAAUUCUAAAUCAAGAGGAAACACAUGA